Funneliformis mosseae is the source of this 321-nucleotide messenger RNA. The record is from the annotation of a GenBank genome assembly. NCBI's taxonomy places the organism in Eukaryota, Fungi, Glomeromycota, Glomeromycetes, Glomerales, Glomeraceae.
AUGGGCAAAAAAAAACAACAGCAGCAGAGACAACAACAAUUUAGGCAAGAACAACAACUAAGGAGCUGCAUGAGCGUGAAGCUGUUAGAAGAGCUGAAAACCAGAGAGGGAUUGACAAUUUGUUGUAAGAACAUUUCUUCAGUCUUUAAGGGUCACCAACUAUAUCUCCGUCAGCUUUUGAUAGCGCUUGCUGAAACUGCAAACGAGGAUAGUUUAGCAGAUACAGUUUCUUCUUUAGAUAUUUCUACUUCCCUCGAAUGUCUUUGUGCAGCUUUUCAGCAAGAUAUGUUGGCAAACAGAGAAGCUCUUACAAUUAAAUGA